Messenger RNA from Arabis nemorensis, 1533 nucleotides. The record is from the annotation of a GenBank genome assembly. Lineage: Eukaryota; Viridiplantae; Streptophyta; Magnoliopsida; Brassicales; Brassicaceae.
AUGGAUGAGAGAGGAGUGGCUACGUGGCAGGAAGAGUUAGCGAGUCUCGUCGACGCCGGAUUACGGUACGACGGAGCUCCGAUUGAUUCGACGGUGGAUAAAAAGAGAUCGGGGUUUUUGUCGGUGGAUGGAUCCGGAUCCGAACCGAGAGAGACAUUGAAAGAUCAAGUGACUGGGUUUAUGAAAUCAUGGGGAGAGAUGCUUGUGGAGUUAGCGAAAGGUUGCAAGGAUAUAGUGAAGCAGACGGUGGUUACUGAGGACUCAUUCGUCGUGAGGAAGCUAAGGAAACCGGCGAAGAAGCUUAGCUUUAUGAAUGACUACUUACCUGAGGAUCGUGAUCCGAUUCACGCUUGGCCUGUGAUUUUCUUUGUCUUCCUCUUAGCACUUGCAGCAUUAAGCUUUAGUCCAGAGCAGGAUAAACCAGUGACAGUGAUAAAGAAACUGCGUUUACAUCCUACUGGCGCAACCCGUGUACAGCUUCCAGAUGGUAGAUAUAUAGCUUACCAAGAGCUAGGUGUUUCAGCAGACAGAGCAAGAUACUCAUUAGUUAUGCCUCAUUCUUUUCUCUCCUCAAGACUUGCAGGCAUACCUGGAGUGAAGAAAUCAUUGCUUGUGGAGUAUGGUGUUCGUUUAGUGUCAUAUGAUCUCCCAGGGUUUGGUGAGAGUGACCCUCAUCGAAGUCGAAACCUUAGCUCAUCUGCCUCGGAUAUGAUUAACCUUGCAGCUGCUAUCGGAAUUGAUAAGAAAUUCUGGUUACUUGGCUACUCUACUGGUAGUAUGCACGCAUGGGCUGCAAUGAAAUACUUCCCUGAGAAAAUUGCCGGAGCAGCAAUGGUGGCUCCAAUGAUCAAUCCAUAUGAGCAAAGCAUGAUCAAGGAAGAGACGGUGAAAACAUGGGAGCAAUGGCUAACAAAGAGGAAAUUCAUGUACUUUUUAGCACGCCGGUUUCCAAUUCUUCUUCCUUUCUACUACCGUAGAUCUUUUCUCUCUGGUAAACUUGAUCAGCUCGAUCAGUGGAUGUCACUAUCAUUAGGUGAAAAGGAUAAACUUCUAAUCAAAGAUCCAACUUUCCAAGAAUUUUACCAAAGGAACGUUGAGGAAUCCGUCCGUCAAGGAAUCACAAAACCAUUUGUAGAAGAAGUCGUGUUGCAAGUAACGAAUUGGGGCUUUACUCUUUCUGAGUUCCGCACACAGAAGAAAUGUACAACCAAUGGUGUCCUUUCUUGGCUCAUGUCAAUGUACAGUGAAGCCGAAUGCGAACUUGUCGGAUUUCGGAAACCAAUUCACAUAUGGCAGGGAAUGGAGGAUCGGGUUGCUCCACCAUCGAUGAGUGACUACAUUAGCAGGAUGAUUCCGGAAGCAACUGUACAUAAGAUCCCAAACGAAGGUCAUUUCUCGUUCUUCUUUUUCUGCGAUGAGUGCCAUAGACAGAUUUUCUAUGCCUUAUUUGGAGAACCCAAAGGCCAGCUUGAGAAAGAGAAAGAAACAAAGGAAACUCUAGUCCAAACAGAGGCACAUAAGGGUGACUCUUAA